AUGCUCACGGCACCGACCCGAUUCUCUGGCGCCGUGGCUGUUCCUUUGAGCAUGCAAAAGUGCGGUGUGCCUGGCAGUCUUGCUGCUGGCAAAUGCGGAAGUCGGGACACGUCCGGGUGGAAUCUCCACCCAGUCAACGUGGGGUUUGGGCGGGCGAUUUUGCGAAAGCUGCAGCCCCCACGCGACUCGAAGCUCUGCUUUACGGCCACCAUCCAAAGCACAAGAUCGAUCAUCAUGGCACGAGGGAGCGCAAAAAAGACUGCAUCGGGCAAUGCGUUCCUGCUGACGCUGCUGCGCAAUGGCUUCCUGGCGACCAACACGGUGUACCUGCUGGUGCGAUUUUGGCUGCUGCGAUCGAGCGUAACCAAGAGCACCGUGUUCGGCUACGCUGUAUCGGAAGCCAUCGCCGUGGCACUGUGGUUCACGCUGCAGAGCAUGGCUGCGCAGGGAAACGAUCUGCAACAGAGCGGCCUGACGCAGUACAUGUUCGACAUUAUCUACGUAACGUGGUUCGUCCAACUGGCUUCGCUCCUCUGGUCAAAGUUCUGGUAUCUCUACCUCAUCAUUCCGGGAUAUGCGGGGUACGUGAUCUAUCAAAAGAUCCUGCUGCCCUACCUGUUCCGCGGGCAGAGUCCGUUUGCUUCGCUGCAGGGACUGGCGCGUGGCUCGAAUGCGCAGCCCGAAGGUGCGCCGCAGCAGCAGGAGGCAGUGUCGAAGCGUCAGCAGAAGCUCCAGGCCAGAGCCGCCAAGGGUGACCCGCGCGUGCAGGUGCGCAAACGCUAA
This is a messenger RNA of Moesziomyces antarcticus, 783 nucleotides long. RefSeq names its product DUF788-domain-containing protein. Gene Ontology annotation, biological process: vacuolar protein processing. The record is from RefSeq and is a predicted model, not a curated record. Gene Ontology annotation, cellular component: intracellular membrane-bounded organelle. The transcript has 4 exons. Lineage: Eukaryota; Fungi; Basidiomycota; Ustilaginomycetes; Ustilaginales; Ustilaginaceae. Bases 1 to 783 code for a protein of 260 amino acids.